Electrophorus electricus (electric eel) is the source of this 2265-nucleotide messenger RNA. Its product is annotated as single-strand selective monofunctional uracil DNA glycosylase. Gene Ontology annotation, molecular function: oxidized pyrimidine nucleobase lesion DNA N-glycosylase activity; single-strand selective uracil DNA N-glycosylase activity. Gene Ontology annotation, biological process: base-excision repair. NCBI's taxonomy places the organism in Eukaryota, Metazoa, Chordata, Actinopteri, Gymnotiformes, Gymnotidae. The record is from RefSeq and is a predicted model, not a curated record.
UGCCGGAAAGCUACAUCGGAGAAUGAUAAAGCUGCAUGAUGUCCCGAGCAGUCAGCUGGAUAAUGGAGAUGCAGGGCAGGAAGGGAAACACCAGGAGGCAGACAUCAGGCUUGACCCUAACUGGACCCCAGCACCUUCCUGCUUUUGCCCGAACUCCACCGCAGCCACCCGCUUUCUCCAGGCAGAGCUGGACCUCAGCGCCCGUCUGCGGAUGCUCACCUUUGGUGAGACAGUGCGUUAUAUCUAUGACCCACUCGAUUACGCCUGGAAUACGCAUCGCUGCUAUGUGGAGACAUAUUGCCAUGGCGGCCAGAAUGUCCUCUUCCUGGGAAUGAAUCCGGGGCCUUUCGGAAUGGCACAGACGGGGGUUCCAUUUGGUGAGGUAAAAUUCGUCCGCGAUUGGCUGAAGAUCACAGGGGAGGUGGGUCGGCCGGCAGUCGAGCACCCCAAGCGUCGGAUCACGGGCUUGGCCUGUACUCAAAGUGAAGUGAGUGGGGCACGUUUCUGGGGCUUUUUCCAAGAGCUCUGUGGUGAACCUGGAAACUUCUUCCGACACUGUUUUGUGCACAACCUCUGCCCACUGGUCUUCAUGGGAGAGUCUGGGAAGAACCUCACACCACCUGAACUGCCAGCAGCAGAACGCGACACUCUUCUCUCACACUGUGACACCACCCUUUGCCAGGUUGUCACUGCCCUGGGAGUCUCACUGGUAAUCGGAGUAGGCAAAGUUGCAGAACAGCGUGCUCGUCGGGCUCUCUCUGAGGCAGGCUUCUCCAUUAGGGUGGAGGGGAUUAUGCACCCUUCCCCAAGAAACCCACUUGCCAAUAAGGGCUGGGCAAGUGUGGUCAGAACCAAGUUAGAGGAAUUAGGGGUGUUGAGUAUGCUCACCAAGUGACUGAUUCUACCCGAUUCUGAACUUUGAAUAUUCACUUCUAAGGUGCUUUUGGAGACAACCAUUAUUACCCUGUAUGCAGGAAAUUUGAAAGAAUGGAGGCACACUCUAAACCUUUCUUUUAUAAACACACACACACACACACACACACACACACACACACACUGGAAUUAAUUGUAUAUUAAGUUUUUGUGUUUUUAUAUAUAAAAAGAAAGUCUCUCUUUCACAACUUCUAAAUGUACCUCUAUACAUUUACUAGUACAUCAUGAUUCUUCAGGCUUUUUUUCCAUACUAAUAAUUAUAGGCUUAUUACAAUAAUUAGAAUAAUUAAAUCAUAAUAGCUUUCAUUUAAAUGAGUUCUCUGGGUUCCUUAAAUAUUAGGUCCACAUCUGGGUUGGCCUUUUCAAAUGCAUGUUGAUGUUUUGGAACUAGAUGAGUCAGGUAGGAAAGGGUAUCGCAAGAUUCCUUUAGUAAUUCUGGUUAUACAAUGAAAUGCAUUGUAAGAAUAGUGCCGUAAUAAUUCAACAACCCUUCAAGAUAGUAAUUUCAUACAUUCCAUCUUAACGUUAGGAACAUUGAUGUUUGUAAAUGGAUAUAUUUCUGAACCCCAAGACUCUACUCUGCUUUUAGAAAUCUGCAUCCUUGAACAAAGGCAAUGAAUAAAGGCAGUUAUUAUCUGGCUCUAAUAAAAUGAUUCUGAAGUACAUCAGAAUGAACAUACCCAACUUCAUUCCUACAUAUCCAUCAUUGUAAAAUGUAUUUAAAUAGGCAUCAUUGUUUCACACUGAUUACUAAGAGCUUACCUAGAUAGCUAACACAACAUGCUGCUGGGGCUUAUUUGAUCAUUGACAAAUGAUGGUAACCAAGAAACUUCUAUUUCUCAAGGCAUUUGGUACCAGGACUAACCCUGCCACAACAUACAUUUCAGCCUCUGAAGGAUUCUAAAUUAACCUAUGAGUUUAAUCAGUAGUGUUACAUAUGCACAAAUAUUGUGUGUAAUAUAAUGUGACCAUCCAAGCCUUCCCGUAGAAAAACACCUCACAACACUUUUAAUUUGAAUUAGUUUGGGUGUGUAACCAACUGAAAAUCACAAAGUGACAUUACUCUAAUCCUUUUUUUGGCUGUGUAGAUCACUUUUAAUUUGUUUUUAUUUAUAUGUUAUACAUCAACAAAGUGAACACAAAUAUGCAAAAGUUGUUGCUUUUUUGCAACAACAGUUACAGAGGGAAAAGUAUAUAGAAAAUGUCAAAAUAUCAAAAUGUUUGUUUGUUUGAAAAAUAAUCAUAACACUUUGUCUAUAUAGAACCAAUUCUGCUUGAACAUACGAAACAAUGUAAAGUAAUGCUUUCAAUAAAAUACUAUGGUCUACUGUA